CUAACACUUGAAGAGAGUUCUCACAAGUGGCAUGCAUUUUGUUCCCGAGGACGCAGCACGCUCAGUGUACCGUGGCUAUGUGAGCGUAGGUGGCGAUGAAUUCGCAGUGCGUGUGUCCAAGGUGGCGUACGACUCACGUACGGGUCGAGCUAUACUGGAUGCAGCUCAAUUGGACGUGGAGCGGGCACUAGCGACUCGGUUAAAACCGCAUAGUUCUACACUGAAGCUGCGACUGGCGCAGGCGUCGUCUCUCGCUGGUUUCGCGACGGAGUUGGAGGAGCUGGUUGCAAUUUGCUGCAGGACACAGACUAGAAAUAAGGUUGCGUUGCCUAGUGCUAAAUAUUACGUCAGAUUGAUGGAGGAACUGGACGUGGUGGGCUGGAAUCGGCUUCGCCAACUUAGUGACGACUUGCGCUCGCUAGAGCUCGAGACAAAGGACAAGGCUGAACGAAUCCAUGCGAUUCGAGUGCUACUGCCAUUGCAGUAUGAGACUGCAGGGUUCACAGCGAAGCCGGAGUGUUUGGUAGAUGCUCCCGAAGCUUUUGAACUGCAAUGGCCACCCGAUGACAACCAGUCUGUGUUGGAUGGCAUAUUACAGCAGUUUGAGAGCUUCUUGGACCGAUUUCAGGAGUUUUGGGACGUGCUGGAUGCACUUGAUGCAUCGGCCUGUGUACUGGAGCCGCAUCAUGCCUCGAGAGCUACGGGGCGGAGAAGAUUGGCUCUUGAGCGAUAUGCGUCGGUGCAAUUUGAAGUGGACCCGACACACCCAACAGCGAUGUUGACUGAAUUGAACUUCUUCGGCAACCAGGCCAGUGUCGGAAUGUUACGUGAACGCUGGGGCAACAAUGGAUCGACCAAGUGGGAUGAAUCCAGACCACUACACAAGAACCUAGAAGCCGUACUAGAAGUUACCCUGCCGUCUCCAAAGACAGCGAAGGUUGAAGAGUUUGCGGUUGAAUGCGGGAUCUGCUAUUCGUACCGCCUAGUGGACGAGGAAGACAAUGAGGAAGCGAAGCAAGAACCUGAUGGAACGAACCAAUGCAAAACAGUUGAAGAGCAAGGCUCACGCAUCCCUGACCGUCUGUGUGAAAACACCAAGUGCAAUCGACCAUUCCACGCCAAAUGCCUAUUUGACUGGCUUCGUGCGCUACCCACAUCGCGUCAAUCCUUCCAUACAGUUUUUGGGGAAUGUCCAUACUGCCGAGAAGCAAUCAGUGCCAAGUUUCAACCAGAUUUUUAGAGAUGACAACGAAUUUAGCGGCUGACGAGUUGUAUCCAUACCAGCUUACUCUACCGCCGGAGCUGGUUCGGACUUAGGGACAUCGGCUGGCUUACUCUCACUCGCUGGUUCACUGAAAGCUGCUUGUUCAUCCCGCACAAUGUUGAUGGAGCCGUCAGGGUUCACACGAAUACGCUUAGAGGGUUUACCGGUAUCGCGAUCAUCGUUCUUGUUACGACGACGACUGCGGGACGGUUCCUCUCCAUGUCGGUCUUCGCGAAACUCGCCGUACGGAUGAGCUCUUGAGCCGCCACGUCGUCGGGACGAGGAUCCGUACUCUCGAUCAUUGCGACGACGACUGCCUCGUGCGUCAUGGCGCUGACUGCCCCGAGAGUGAUACAUGCCCUUCUUAGGGAGUUUUUCAGGAGGAAAGUCGUCGUCCGUGGCCUUACGCAGCAACACGCGCCACUUCUUGUCACGAGGCUGCGUCUGACUGCCAAUGGGGUUACCCAGAUGCCACUGCGAGCGAUUAAACUCGACAUCAGGGACCUCAACUUCCUCUUCUACUUCCAUUGCCAUGGCCGAGUCAUCCGCAGACGCCUCUGCAUCAGCCAUAUCGACAUCUUCUCCAGACGCACCAGUCUUCUCCUUCUUCUGCUUCAAAGUUUGCGGUGGGAUCUCCUGACUCAGUGCAACGAGCGCUCUCGCAGCAGUAAAGUUGUCCUGGAACACAACGGUACACGAGCUGUCGUUGAACCAUUCCACGUAUGCUGGGCCGUACCCCACGAAGUAAUCCAUCACAUCACUCGUACGGACUUGCUGGAACUUCUCGUCCAACGAGUACAUGUGCAGUGCGUCGUCGCGGAAUACCACAGUCUGUCCUUCAACUAUUGGAGCCUUGACGUCGCAUCGCUCUCGACGCACCUUAGCGGACGCUGGCUUAAUGCCCGUGGGGACCACUUGGGAACGAUCUUCUUCAGCUGAGAGCCCGAACUUCUGCGCCCGAGCGCGUAACUUCUCCUGGUCGCGCUGUUUCUCAGCCCAUUCUACCUGCGUCAUCCCUUGCUCCAACGCCUUCGCAGUCUCAGCUGUGUACUCCACUGCAAACUGCGGUGUAUCAAAGCGUUUCAUGCGCUGUUCGCGCUUGCUCUGCUCCUCUUGACUCGUGAUGUCGAUACCUGUCGAGAAGCCUGGCAUAAUGGCACCUGUACGCUGGAGCUUCCUCACUUCUCUAGGGUCCAGGAACUUCUUGAUGUCGGGCGGUGCAAAUGGCGCUCCGAAUCGCUCGGCACGGCGCUUAGAAGCCGCAUACUCGGUCUCAUAUUGUUGACGCUGCUCAGGCGUCAAUAGGUCCUCUUUGCCUAACGGAUCAGCCCGCACCAUCGGCCUUGGCGGAGGGAAAGCUGCUAUAUUAGCAGCUGCAAGAGCCUCCGUCUGGCCCUCGUAGACGCCGCGAACCUGAAUGCCUCGAAUGGACACUGGAGAGUCCCACGACGUGAAGGCUGUUUCCGUUACAUUGACAAAGUCCGGGUCCUGCACUGUUGAGAGGACGUCCUGGCCCACCUGAGCGCCCACACCGAAGGAGAAUGAGCCACUCUUAACAUCCGCCACAACCCAAUACGCCACAAACUCCUGGGUCGAACACGUGCGGCCUGUGAAGACCCGGGCUAGAUCCACCUCCUUGGUGCGUCCAGAAGCCGAUUUGCGCCACACCAAUUCCGUAUUUCCACUCGUUCCAACCGCUACCUCAUACUUCCACUCGAUGUGGGCUUUCUUGUCUUUUUCAGCGUCCUCAGAGCUGUCGUUAGAGGCCUCGGACGAGGGGGCAAAGCCGACGCGCAGAUCUUCUCGUGCAGUCGCCUCGAACUGCACGACUAGAGCGCAGAGAGAGGAAGCAGGAGGUUCGUUAGAAGCGUCUUCCAUCGAUUGAUCAAAUGGUGGCGGCGAGGGGGACCGCCAGUGGCGGUAACGCCCGUACAGCGCACCGAGCUGCAGCUCUGAAGGUGGUGACGCGGCGGGCUCCAUGCUCAAGGCGGUUUUCCAGUGUGAAGGCUCAGCAGCUAUUUAACCCAUAGUAGCGUGGCCCACACUCGACGUAAUUUUUUAAAAAUCACCCUUUGUUUUGACUAGGAUGUUUUCGUCAGCUGCAAAAUAGACCAACAGUCUAAAUGCUUGAUUAGCUGAUCCACCCAA
Messenger RNA from Phytophthora nicotianae INRA-310, 3412 nucleotides. RefSeq lists its product as hypothetical. Lineage: Eukaryota; Oomycota; Peronosporomycetes; Peronosporales; Peronosporaceae. Gene Ontology annotation, molecular function: ubiquitin protein ligase activity. Gene Ontology annotation, cellular component: nucleus; Fanconi anaemia nuclear complex. Bases 32 to 1240 code for a protein of 402 amino acids. The record is from RefSeq and is a predicted model, not a curated record. Gene Ontology annotation, biological process: interstrand cross-link repair; protein monoubiquitination. The transcript has 2 exons.